AUGCCUUCUGACGUCCAGGUCUUCGUUCGCUUCAAGGAGCAAUGUGUCUUCGCAGGUGAAUUAAUCGAAUGUGUCAUAACAUUUACGAAUGUUGCGGAAAAUGCAGAACCUCCCACACCUGGCGCGGGUGGUUACAGGCACACGAAGCGCAAUAGCAUUAAUCAGUUAGCGGCUGCUCAGGCUGCAGCACUCAAUACACGUCUAGCACCAGGAGGACGAUUGCAUAAUGCGAGAUCUCCAAGUGCUGUGCGGGAAGAGCGCCCUCGAGUUAAACAUCAAAACUCUUACUCGAUGAGCAUGCCUUCAACACCGAUACCACGAGGCCCUUCGCCUUCAAUUGAAGUGCAAUCAACCACAGCAGAAGAGAGCCAACAGCAUCACAGAUCUGUCUCGAUCAUCUCCGGUGCUCCGCCGACAUUGCCUUUGUCUCCUGACGAUGCAAUUGCAACGCGACCCAAGCUUGGCGGGCAUAGGAGAUCGUCUACUGUGACUAUCGCUGAGAACACCAAAAAUGCCUAUCUUCCUGGUCGUCAAUCCUCGUUGGAGUGGAGAGCGAGCCGAUCUGCGGGUCGAAGAAGCCCAUUGUCUGCAUCUCACUCUCCAUCAGACCCUGAGCGUGAGCCCAACCCAGAUUUCAAGUUUCCUGCCGGUCGAUCAAGUCCACAACCUGAUCACUUUCGAACGGCGCCGCCUUCGGCCAUGCCUAAAGUCAAGCAUCGACGUGAUAUUUCAACCGCUAGCCGAGCCACUGACAGAACGAGUAUGGACCUAUAUUCACACAGCAAUCAUUCUGGCGAGACACUGAUGUCAGAGCAAUUUCCAAUGGUUUCGGAGCGUCAGACAGCACGAUCGCGAGUGCCUAGCGAACUCAUCCGUCAGCACUACAAGAUGGGUCCACCUCCUCCACGAAAGCCACAGGCUACCACACUACUGAUGGGCUAUGCUCAGAUUACCUCGACAUUCACUUUGGAUGCAUCUCUCGUGGAUCAGACGCCGUUCGAGGAAGUCAAGCGAAGAGGCUUCUUAGGUGGUCAAUCUGGUGGUGGGGUUGUUGGAGUCAAAAAAAAGACUCGUCCUAGUAGCGGUCUGUUUGGUGGCUUUAACUUCGCAAGCAUUGGCGAGUCUCUCGAAAGCAUUAUAGGUGGUGAGAGUUCUGGCGUCAAGGAGAUGAAAGCUGUUACAAACUCCCGGGCUAUACCACUAUUAUCAACGCCACAGUCUCUCCUCUUCGUGGAUCUACAUCUUGAGCCUGGAGAUGAGAAGAGCUUUUCUUUCAGCUUCAGACUCCCUAGAGGCUUGCCUGCGAGCCAUAGGGGUAAAGCAAUCAAGAUAGUGUACAAUAUGACUAUUGGCAUUCAGGGUGCUCCAGGCGUGCAACAACAGGUCUCUGACGUACGACAAGUCAGCGUACCGUUUCGAGUCUUUCCUGGAGUCGACGGUGAUGGCGAGAUCUUGGGUCACGACCUUAUGCAGCCUCAUGUAAUACUGAAAGACCUCGCAAUGACACGACAAGUCGAUGACGACGAGCAGGAAUAUGCAAUCAAGCAGCCUACCACGAACGAAAUAGACGCGUCAAACACUAAAUUCCUUGAAUUCGUCGACUCGCUUCUUGAUCGAAACCGGCGAAGACAAUCAAGCAGCAGUAUCAUGAUGGAAUCGCUCAAAUCCGCAGCAGGUAACAUCGGCAGCACACAAAACGAAAUGCUAAAAGCAAUUGAUCACGCAAUUAUGACAAGCAAUCACAUUGGUGUUGCCUCAGACACCUCAACCAGUCCAAACAGAUUCGAGAUUGCUAGUGGAGGUCGGAGAAUUGCUGUGGUCACUAUCGAUAGGCCUCUCCACCGACUAGGAGAAGAAGUCAAUGUUGUCGUCGAUCUCUCAAACAGCGAAGUUGUGUGUUCCAGCCUUCGAGCAACUCUAGAGACCUGCGAGAGAGUGGACCCAAGCCUAGCAGUCAGAUCAGCAGCAACCAUUACCCGCGUCACUCGGAAGAUAUAUGUCAGUCGUGCCGAGAAUGUUCUCCUUGCUCAACGUUCAGUCUUUGCACCCACUAUACCAGUCUCUGGCAGCCCCACCUUUAUGACCACUGGUGUCAGUUUGGAUUGGUACAUCAAGCUCGAGUUUGGCACGGUGAGGAGCCACGAAGAAGUUGAGGCUCAACAGGAUGACGGCAAUCCGGCUACUAACAUCAAGCCUUCUCUGUUAGAAAACAUCCUGGAGGACGAGAGAGGGAUAGUGUCAGUAGCAGUGGAAAGUCUUGAUUGCGACACGUUCGAGGUGUCUAUUCCUAUCACAGUAUAUGGUGACGUGGUUCAAAAUGGCUCCAUCAAUACAAACGACAUUCAUGGAGUGCCAAUUUGA
Lithohypha guttulata is the source of this 2361-nucleotide messenger RNA. It is a transcript of the gene RGP1, whose product is annotated as Golgi membrane exchange factor (Ric1p-Rgp1p) subunit. Bases 1 to 2361 code for a protein of 786 amino acids. Lineage: Eukaryota; Fungi; Ascomycota; Eurotiomycetes; Chaetothyriales; Trichomeriaceae. Gene Ontology annotation, cellular component: Ric1-Rgp1 guanyl-nucleotide exchange factor complex; Golgi membrane. Gene Ontology annotation, biological process: retrograde transport, endosome to Golgi. The record is from RefSeq and is a predicted model, not a curated record. The transcript is spliced from 2 exons.